Molecule: messenger RNA, 1622 nt
Organism: Moneuplotes crassus
Lineage: Eukaryota; Ciliophora; Spirotrichea; Euplotida; Euplotidae
Source: the annotation of a GenBank genome assembly
UCAACACAAAAAUGGAUUCAAUAGAUGAUUUUGAACCGAAAGAGCUCCACUCAGGAUACAAGAUUUUAAAAAAUAAGCAGGAAACCAAACAAGCUAUAUUCUCAGAUAUGGAUAAAGUUUCUAUGCAUACGGACCCAAAUCAGACUGCUUUACUAGAAAUGAAAAAGCCAAUCCCAACUGGUAAAAUAUAAACAGUGAUAAAAGACAGAUGUUCGAGACCCUGAUUGCUCGUGAUAAGGAACUCCAAAAUGAUAUGAGCUCACUCGAGUUAAGCCCUCGAAAGGAUGAGGAAGAGAAAUCAGCCCUCUUCAUGGACAAAUCUAAUUUUAUCUCAGAAAGCUUCCUUGAAGAGCUAAAUGGAAAUCAUUACAGUCACUCUGGGAUCCCUAUCAGGGAGGAUUUUGACAAUGACUCGAUGGAUGUCACUCGUAUUGAGACCGAACUUCAGGGAAAAGAUAAGAAGGAUUUCACUGACCUCAGAAUGGUACAGGACUUUCAAGCACAUAAUUCGCAAAUCUGGGUCUGCGUCAUUAGCCAUAACUCCCAGUAUAUUGCUACUGGAUGAAAUGAAGGCUAUCUAAAGAUCUGGAAGAUCCUCACCGAUCUUGAAGAUGCAGAUGAUCCUUACACAUUACUCAAAACUGAGCCAUAUGCAGUAAUGCCUCCUUCAAAAGAGAUGAAUUGAGCGAUACUUGAUUUAUCCUGGUGCCCAAAAGUCCCUAAUUUUAUCGUCACAGCUCAAUUUGAUAAGAGAGCUGUCCUCUGGGAUAUAGAUAAACCAGGAGAGCCCUUAAGAGAGUUUGAGCAUACUGACGCAGUUACAUGUGUAGAAUUCCACCCAGAUUCUGAUGAUUCCUCCUUAACUUUAAUCACUGGCUCAAUUGAUAAAACAUAUCAAGUCUGGAGUAAAAGGGAGGAAAGGAGUGUUUGCAGCCAGCAAGCUAAGGAUUACAUCACUGCCUUAGCAAUCUCCCCUGACGGAGUUAGAGUAGUCAUUGGUGUCAACAUGGGGCAGUUGAUAGUCUGUGCUUAUGAUAAUGAAAAACUUAACUACAUCUCAACCAUUGUUGUCAAAAACAGACAUGGGAAAUUCUCCAAUGGUACCAAAGUGACAAAAAUUCUCUUCCUAGACAACACAGAUAUCUUAGUAACAACUAAUGACUCUCGGAUGCGGAUUAUAAAUGUUGAAGAGAAGUUCAUCAUUCCUGGAGUCUCCCAGAUCAAAUUUAAAGGUCAUAUCAACAUGAGCUUGCCUAUCAGGGCAAGCAUCAGUGAAGGGCUUGAGUACAUAAUCUGAGGCUCUGAAGAUGGGUAUGUCUACAUCUGGAAUAAGCCAAAUGGAGCUGAGGAAAUAGAGAAGCACUGUAGGAACUCCUCCUACGAGAGAUUCUCUCCCUUCAGUCCUGAAAAUAUCAUCCCAACGAGUACUCUAUUCUGCCCUUUUGAGAUUUACAAAAUCUUCAUGCAGAAGUACAUGAUGUUUGGCAUUGAGAAAGGCCUUAAUGGGAUCAUUGUCGUGACUAACUUCGAAGGCCUUCUGAGGGUAUUCCACAACACAUGUAAAAUAAGUUAGGAAUCAAGGAACAUUUCCAUAAAUUAGGUACUUUAGAGCAUAUUCAAUA